Aspergillus mulundensis is the source of this 663-nucleotide messenger RNA. Its product is annotated as putative 2-hydroxychromene-2-carboxylate isomerase. Gene Ontology annotation, biological process: glutathione metabolic process. The transcript has 4 exons. Gene Ontology annotation, molecular function: glutathione peroxidase activity; glutathione transferase activity. NCBI's taxonomy places the organism in Eukaryota, Fungi, Ascomycota, Eurotiomycetes, Eurotiales, Aspergillaceae. The coding region runs from base 1 to 663 and encodes 220 amino acids. The record is from RefSeq and is a predicted model, not a curated record. Gene Ontology annotation, cellular component: peroxisome; mitochondrion.
AUGGCUGCGCCAAAGGUUACCCUAUACUAUGACAUCGUCAGUCCAUUCGCCUGGAUCGCAUUCAAGAUCUUACGGGACUCCCCCACCUUCAGCAAAUGCGACAUCACCUUCGUGCCAAUAUUCCUAGGCGGGAUCAUGAAGGCCACUGGGAAUACCCCGCCCAUCAGGAUCAAGAACAAAGAUAAAUGGAUUAAUCAGGAGCGGAUCCGCUGGUCUCGCUACUUCUCUGUCCCAAUAGCAGAGACAUCGCCAGAGGGCUUCCCGCCUAAUACGAUAGCCGUGCAGCGCGCCCUCACGGCGAUCUCUCAGCAAGCUCCCGAGAAGCUGGUUCCUGCUACGGAGGCUGUCUGGCAGGAGUUCUGGGUUAAGGGGGAUGGCAAGGCAACGCAACCUGAGGUGUUUGGGCCGCUCUUUGAGAAGAUCUUGGGGGCGUCGCAGGCGAAGGCAGUUAUUGAAGCGGCGAACGGACCGGAAAUCAAGGCGCGGCUGAGCGCUAAUACGCAGCAGGCUUACGACUCUGGCGCGUUCGGUCUCCCCUGGUUCGAAUGCACAAAUUCCAAGGGCGAGAAAGAGGGAUUCUGGGGGAUCGACCAUCUAGGCCAGGUCGUUGAUUUCCUGGGCUUGGAUCGCUCGCUGAACCGUGGGUUUAGGGCGGUUCUGUAA